AUGGCGGGCGCUCAGGAUGAAGCAUCUUCGGUCAUUGAUACUUUCGUGAGGGGCUGGCCAGAAGAAAUAGAGAAAUACGAGAAGCUCUCCAAAUGUGCCGAAGCAAUCUGCACAAAGAAGCUAGAGAUAAAUAGAAUUCGUCACACUAUUAAGAGCCGCCCGAAGGCGCAGAAGAACCUCGAAGAUUCGAUUAGGAGAAGGCAAAAACGAAGACCCGAACCGUACAAGAAUCGUGAUGAAAUCAAGCAUGAUAUGAUCGAUCUUGCUGGGGUCCGCAUCGCGCUUACAUUCCCCAACGACAAGGAUAAAGUGCGUAAAAUAAUCCAGGAAACCUUCGAUCCGUAUCUCAAUCCAUGGGACGACAUUUCCUGCCCGGAUUUGGAAAGGAGUGUCAUCGAUCGGAGCGGCAUCAAGAGAAAUCGUGGAAACGGAAGUGAUGAAGAAUGGCCUCUGGGCCUGAAGUCACUUCACUUACGCUGUAAACUAAAGGAAAGCGACGAGCAGUUCUCGGAAUAUAAAGGUCUCGCUGUUGAAAUCCAAGUUGGAACCGGCUUCAUGUAUGCUUGGGAAGAUGUCUAUCAUGAUAUCGUAUACAAGCCAUACUUCGGCCGCAUCACCCCGGAGGAAGAACGAUUUAUCGAAAUCCUCAACGGGCUGGCACACACCGGGGAGCUGGCGCUCAAACAGCUAAGCGCAUCGCUCACUCUACGGACAGAGCUAGAAAAUAAGCCGUUCAAGAGUCUUAACCAUUUUAAGGAAUGGCUGCGCAAGGCUCUUUUGUUAGAAGACGGUGUCGGUCUAGACAGCCGGUUCUACAAUACCAGAUGUCUUUACCAUGUGCUACCGUUGCUCAACCUCAAUAUGCCGUCUGAUUUAUGGCCGGUGAUCGUCUCCUCUCGAGAUGAUAUCGUCCGCUCAAGAGAUAUCCUUAACAUGUUGUCCUACGGGCGCGAUAUUUGGUGGGAUUCGAAUCCGAUAACCAACAUGAAUACUCGCCAGGAAGUCUUGCUCCUGGUAAUGAUGCACGUUAAUGCUCGGGGUCUCAUUUAUCGCCGCUACCGUAUUAAUCCAUAUCCGGUAGACUUGAUGCGGCGCGACGUCUCUGCCUUCUUCUUGCAAGUUUUUGGAACGCACGGGCGAGUUAACCAUAGCUUAGCGAGCGAGACUGUUAUAUCGUCUACUGAGCUCUUCGACUGUUGGCGGCGGAGGCUUGACUUGAGUCUGUGGGCCAUGCCGAUGGAACGCAUGUCUUUUGUCCUGCUAUAUGAACUAGCAUUUGAAAUUGCUUGUCGGGGCAGGAUAUUCUAUGAUCCUGAUCAUACGCCUCCCCACGUGUUCAACGGUGCCAAUCGGAGUGAUAUAAACCAGAUUUGGGAGUUUUUUAAUGCUGGGUGCGCAAACAUGAUCCGUGGACUGAAGUUAGAAGAUGAGAAAGAAGAUGAGAAAACAGGGUGGUAUCGGUUUGACUGGGACAAACUUUUGGAAUUGAACGACAGCCACCCCGUUUUUGAUUACGAUGUCCUUCAAAGCUUCGACUCUCUCUGUUUAAUGAUUUCUGUCAUUAAUAGCGAAAGUCUGUCACAUUCUGACAUUGAUCUCGAAAGCCUGUUGUUGAUGUAA
Molecule: messenger RNA, 1620 nt
Organism: Daldinia vernicosa
Lineage: Eukaryota; Fungi; Ascomycota; Sordariomycetes; Xylariales; Hypoxylaceae
Exons: 1
Coding region: 1-1620 (539 amino acids)
Biological process (GO): guanosine tetraphosphate metabolic process
Source: RefSeq, a predicted model, not a curated record